Purpureocillium takamizusanense is the source of this 2508-nucleotide messenger RNA. Its product is annotated as GAL4-like Zn(II)2Cys6 (or C6 zinc) binuclear cluster DNA-binding domain. The record is from RefSeq and is a predicted model, not a curated record. Gene Ontology annotation, molecular function: DNA-binding transcription factor activity, RNA polymerase II-specific; zinc ion binding. Lineage: Eukaryota; Fungi; Ascomycota; Sordariomycetes; Hypocreales; Ophiocordycipitaceae. The transcript has 2 exons. Gene Ontology annotation, biological process: regulation of DNA-templated transcription. Bases 1 to 2508 code for a protein of 835 amino acids.
AUGUCUCCCUUGCCGGCGUUCCAUGGCCAGCGGGCGCACCACCUGCACGGCGGCGGCGGCGGCGGCCAGUCGGAGGCUGCUCGCGCCGUGGCGAGUCUGCCGCCGCCCGCCGCCGCCGGGGAGCCUCGCCAGAGCCACCGCCGCGUUCAAGAUGAAGAAGGCGACGUCGACGAUGCUGACGGGCGGGGGCUGUCGCGUCGGGCCGCGGGGGCAGGCGGCCUGUUCACGAGCGCCAACACUACGGGCGGGAGAGUGACAGCGGCAGCAACAGCAUCAGCAGCAUCAGCAACGCGCGUGCAUGGCCACUCGGGCCCCGACAACAACGACGACGACGACGAAGGCGGCGCCUCCCCGCCGCCUCCGCCUACUGCUUCCGGCCGCCGCGCGGGGAAGCGGCCCGCGGCACGGGGCACUGCUUUUUACCCCAGGAAGCGGGCCAACACUGCCUGCCAGGUGUGCCGCGCCAGAAAGACAAAGUGCGACAACAAGCGUCCCAGCUGCACGUACUGCGAGAGCGUCGGGGCGACGUGCAUCCAGUCGCCCGUCGACCUGUCGAGCUUCGACCCGGCCAGCCUCAAGAUCCUGGACCGCCUCGAUGACCUAGAGCGCCUGCUGCGGAGCGCCACCGUGCCGCCACCGCCACCGCCGCCUCCGUCGGUGGGGGAUGCCGGGUCGGGCGGUCGGGCGGCCGCCGCCGGAGCACCGGACCCGGACCCGGACCCGGACUCAGCCACUCCGGCACCCGGCCCCACCACGGCGUCGGCGAUGCCGCUGCCGCUUCCCAUGGCGCGCAACGCGUCCGAGGGCUACGUAUUUGCGCAGCUGCCGCAGAUGCAAACCAUGCCGUUUGGCGCAGCGUACGACGACGACGACGGCGGCGGCCACGACGACGAUCAGAGGCUGAGCGCUCGCGGCUCCUCAGGAACUGGCCACCUCGCGCGUGUGAAUGAUGCCCGUCACGGCCCUCGCGUCAACAGCGUCCUCCCGCAGCGCAUCGACCACAUCCUCCAAUGGCCCGUCUUCCGGAAUAGCAGCAACCACGUCUUCCUGACGCCUCCGCCGCCUACCUCUGCGGCCUGUGAUACCGUCUCUUCCCCCGCCACCGCCGCCACCACCACCAUCUCCGCCCUCGUCGACAUGGAGUCGCAUCGCAUCUACCGCCUCCUCGACAACUUCUUCCUCUACAUCCACUGCAAGAACCCCAUCCUCGACGAGCCUUCGGCGCGGCGCAUGGUCGUCCGCGCCUUCCUCGACGGCAUCGACUGGUCGGCCGCGUCGUGUCUCGCGCUCCUCAUCUGCGCGCUGGGCUCCGUGGCCACGCCGUUUGGGCCCAGCCCCGAGACGCGCAUCGGGACGCAGGCGUACGCCGACGCGCAGGCCUUCUUCCUGGCGGCGCAGAAGCGCAUCGGCGUGCUGCUCGUCAAGGACGACAUCAUCGGCGCGCAGUGCCUGUUCCUCUCGGGCGUGUACAUGAUGAUGGUCGAGUUCAAGCCCGUCCACGCGUGGCGCUUCUUCAACCAGGCCCUCGCCGCGUGCCAGCAUCUCCCCUUUCUGUCUCGGGCGCAGACCCUGGCCGCCGGCGCGUCGCCCGACAGCAUGGAGAUGGGCGUCGAGGACACGCAGGAGCAGGCCGUGUACUGGUCCGCCUGGAAGUCGGAGCGCGAGUUGCGCGGCGAGCUCUCCCUCCCGGACUUUGACAUCAGGCACUCGGGCAGCACGCUCUACCCGCCCUUCUUCCCCGCGCCGCCGGUGCCGCCGGCCGAGUCCCCCGACGGGCCCAGCUCGGAGACGCAGCGGUCGCGCGCCGCCUGGCUCUUCUACCUCGCCGAGAUAUCCCUCCGCCGGCUGACGAGCCGCCUGUGCAGCGAGGUGCUCACCCUGCGCCAGCGGUACGCCUCCUCCGACUCGGCGUUUCUCGACGUCCUCGCCGACAUGACGCCCGAGUACGAGGCCCAGGCCCGCGAGUGGUCCGACAGCCUCCCUGCGGAGCUGUCCAUCCACACGCCCAUCGACGAGGACGGCAUCGAGCGCUCCGUGCUGCGCGGGCGGCUCAUCAACCUCUUUGAGAUGGUGUACUGGCCCUUUGUCAUGGCGAGCCUCGACAACAGCAGCGCAUUACCACCUGGCAACAGCAGCAGUAAUAGUAGUAGUAACAGUAGCAACAACAGCGGCAGCAGCAGCAACAGCGCCACAGGGCCUCCGCCUUUGCGGCCGCAGCUGCAGGAGCUCGCGCGCCGCGGGCUCGACACACACGUGCACCAGCUGCGCGCCAACGAGCCGGGCUUCUUCCACAGGCACCACGGCGGCUUCUUCAUGAUCCGCGCGUGCACCCGCAGCGCGCUGACGCUGGUGGCGGCGGCCAGGACGGGUUGCAAGACGAUGCCCGAGGGCUGGGAGGAGGCCGUCUACAAGGCCAUCGGGAUGCUGGCCUACUGGGAGGACGAGGACCCGCCGCUCGCGGGCUGGAAGAUGGUGCUGGAACGGGAGAUGGCCUCGAUACAGACCUGA